AUGCGAUCCUCGGGGCUCAUUAGUUUCGCUUUGGCUUUCAGCCUACAGCAUGCCUCGGCGCAGGAUUGUCCUAACGGAAUGAUCGAGGUCGAUGUCCAGACCAUUACAUCUAUCAUCCAGCACCCUUUCCUCAUUACAGGCUAUGUACGAGCCAACACUGUGGUCACCGUAGGCGGCGGCCUGCCGUUUGAGAUCAUGAAUGCCCCAGUGGACAUCAGCACCCAGAUCACUUCGACCGAGUACUCGACAAGGACGGCAACUGCAAUCCAGCAGAUCAGCGGUAGCGGUGGGGCCGGGUUCCGCGGACCAAACAACCCAGUGCCUACCGUACCUGGUACCGUAACAGCGGGCGCUUCGUCUUCAUCCGCUGGAAGAUUGGAUGGUCCUGCCGGCAUUCCAAACAGCCCUCAACAGAGCACUGCGGUUCUCCCCGGAUAUGUUACGACAACGGUUGGAGGUGGCAGCGGACAAUCUCGGACCACGAUUACGAUCUAUCCCUCCGGUACUAGGUCCGGCACUAUUGUCGUGAUCACGCCGGCUCCGCGGACAAACGGCCCCGUCAUCGGCGGUGGCGGUGGGCUCACGACCAUCACCGAGCCAGGCGCUUCGGCGGGAAGAAUCACGAUUCCUGGCGUUGGUUCGACCGCGCAGGGGACUGUGGUCGUCGUCACGCAGGCGCCGAACCCGUUCAACGGGCCCUUCGUCACGAUCACGGUGGCAGGGCCUCCCGGUUCUCGUCCUACGCGGUACACACUAGAUCCCAUCAAUGGAGGUGCAACUGGCACCGUCAUUGUACAGACGCCUGGCGUUUCGGCCUUCAACGGCCCUUACACGACGAUCACGUACGGCUACGACGGACCCGUGACGCAGACCAUCACGCUCCAGCCUGGCGCCUCGGGGAGCGAAGGCACCGUCAUCCACCAGAACGUCUACCACGAGCAGGACGUCCACCUCGAGCCCCACCGCGAGCGUGGACCCGAACAACCCGGACCCGAACAACCCGCCAGGCCCCUGCACGCCCAAUCCAGGCGCCAACGGGGCGCCGUUCUGCCAGGUCUCGCUCCCGCCGGCGUGCCAGCGCCUGAACGGCAUCAUCGUGGCCGUAUCGCUGCUCGACCUCGCCGGCUGCACGCUGGCACUGGGCGGCAGGGCGGUGGGCGACGUGGCGCAGUGCCUCGCGUCGACCCUGCUGGCGGGCCCGUCCGUCGUGAGCUGCCUGACGACCUACCUCGUCGGCACGCCCUGCAUCACGAACCUCCCCGCGCCCUGCCUCGAGCUGGUCGUCGACGUCAACGCGGGCUCGACGCUCAACAACGACGUGCGGCUCUGCGGCAACGCGCUGGGGCCGUACGCGGGCGGCGCGGCGGCGCAGGCGUGCCUCGACACGAGCGUCAACUACGACGGCAUCGGCAUCGUCGCCUGCCUGCAGACGGCCUUUGGCUUCCCCGUCGUCAGCCCGACCCUGCCGCAGGGCUGCCCGGGCGCGCCGGUGCCGCAGCCGCGGUGCCCCAUCACGGCGUCGGCGCUGCCCAGCGCGUGCACGACGCUCGUCAACUUCAACGGCCUCACGCUCCUCGUCGAGGUCCCGGUGUGCCUGCUCGCGCUGGGCGCCGCCGGCGCCGUCGGCUCGAUCGCCAACUGCCUGGACACGGGGUCCAUCACCAUCUUCACGCAGGGGUCCUCGAUCGUGUCGUGCCUGACCUCGGCGCUGUCGGUCAUCGGCCAGGGCGCCUGCCUGACCACGCUGCCGGCCGUGUGCGCCAGGAUGGCGGGGCUCGUCGACACGGCGGCGCUGGCGGCGCAGGUGGCGCUGUGCACGACGGCGCUGCGCGUCUACGACGCCAACAACGCCGUCUCGGUGUGCCUGGGCAACGCGUCGUCCGGCGGGCCGUCGAUGGUCGACUGCCUCAACUUCCGGCUGUUUGGCAUCGGCCAGGACCCCUUGGUGUCGCUUGGCUGAAGGGGAGGAUUGUCAGAUGA
This is a messenger RNA of Thyridium curvatum, 1980 nucleotides long. RefSeq lists its product as uncharacterized. NCBI's taxonomy places the organism in Eukaryota, Fungi, Ascomycota, Sordariomycetes, Thyridiales, Thyridiaceae. The transcript has 3 exons. The record is from RefSeq and is a predicted model, not a curated record. Bases 1 to 1980 code for a protein of 659 amino acids.